Molecule: messenger RNA, 3333 nt
Organism: Carya illinoinensis
Lineage: Eukaryota; Viridiplantae; Streptophyta; Magnoliopsida; Fagales; Juglandaceae
Product: pentatricopeptide repeat-containing protein At5g66631
Exons: 1
Coding region: 411-2414 (667 amino acids)
Molecular function (GO): protein binding
Source: RefSeq, a predicted model, not a curated record
GCCCAUUUAUAAUCAAAGCCAUUUGGUUGUAAAAAUACAUCUGUAACACAGUAAUACUUGGGCAGCUAGUCUCUCCCCUCUCAAGCUUUCUUCCUCUUCUUGGGCGUGUGACUGUGACAUCAUUACAGCCCAUUAACAAGAAUUUUGGGAUGUUUUCUGCCUCUGGUCCGUGCUUUGUUUAAAUCCAAACUCAUCCUCUUGGUCUCGAUUCGACUUCCUCGUGGGACGGCCGGAAAUACGUCGUGCACUUUUGGCCAGGCCAGACGUCGUUCCCCACCAGAUGUUUGAUGUUUUGAGUCUGUUAACCACGCGAUGGUAGAUAUCAUAACCUGUAUUGAGAGUAACAGACUUGAAAUAACUUCGCAUACCGCGCAUAUUAAGAAUGGGAAGGAUAUGGUCCUGUAAGUGUUAUGGGUCUUCACUCAAUGGCAAUGCAUUUCAAGCUCCUCUUUCGUGGGAUAAACCGUCUCUACAGCCUAACCCAGCAAACUCGUUGCUAUGCCCGCGACCCAUUUCCCAAUAAAGUCUCCCACUACCUGUUCCGUGCCAAACUCAUUGAUAAGAUUCGACUAGGCCUCCGCUCCAGCACUCCCAGCUCGCUUGCGCCUCUCCUAAAUCAUCGUCUUAUCGACUCAUUCGUUGUCACUCAUGCGCUCCGGUCUGCGCCUUCUGCAGACGCUGCCCUAUCCCUGGUGGACACCCUUCAAUCAAUUCCUCAUUUCUCGCAUACCCAGAACACCGUCCAUGCACUGGCCACGGUCCUGGCCAAGUCCCACCGGACUGCGGAACUCAAAUCCCUUAUUGAUGCCGUCAAUGCUGGCAGGUUUCGCAAUGUCCGUGUCACUUUUAUGAACCUUAUGCAGUGGUAUGCUGCGACUGGAGACCUUGACAUGGUACUCCGUGUUUGGGACGAGUAUAGGUUGUCAAGCGAGCGUGUAUGCACCGAGUCUUAUAACAUUGUCAUGCGCCUUUAUGCUCAAAGGGGUAAGGGCGACUCUGAGGCCGUGCAGGUUUUCUAUAGGAUGAUAAAUGAAGGGGCAAUUCCAAAUUCUACGACUUACAAGGUAAUGAUUGAGCACCUUGUGAACUCCGGAAAGUUAGAGUCCGCAUUGGAGAUUUUUAAAAUACUGCCCUUGAUGAGAAUUAGACGCACUUCAAAUCAAUAUUUUGUUUUGAUGGAAGGACUUAUUGGUGUUGAGCGGUUUGACGAGGUCAAGGAUUUGCUCAAGGAAAUGAUGGUCGAUGGAAUAUUGCCGGGAAGAGCCAUGCGUUUGUCAUUGAAACGUAUGCAGGAGGCAGGAUUUGUCCAAGAGACAGAUAAAUUUCUUGUAGAAAUGUUGCCGGAUGAGAGAAUCAGAAGCAUAGGAUGUAGUGAUGUUCAUAGCGAUGAUGCUCAUUAUGAUGAUGAUGAUGAUGAUGUGGAUGAUGAGGAUGAGGAUGUUUCUCGUGGUAGUGGAGUAGACUAUGUUGAUGGGGUUCAGUUAAAACCGUGGUUAGACCCAAGGGCCUUGGCAAGUGCCUUACAUCAUUGGAGCUCUAACGAGGUAUCAGCUCUAAAGGACGCGAAACUGGUGUGGACAACUCGGUUGUUUUGCAAGAUUCUUAGGAAUUUGAAGUCUCCGGACACAGCUUGGGAUUUUUUCUGUUGGGUUGCUUAUCAGCCAGGAUUUACGCAUGAUGUUUACACAGUACAAAGGAUGCUGGCACUUUUAGCACGCCACGGCCAUGUUGAAUUGGUUGAUAAACUCCUAUCCAAAAUAAGAAGGGAGGGAAUGAGAUUGCCCUUCAGCACCAUGAGGUUGAUCAUUGACUUUUAUGGCAUCUCGAAGAGAGCUGAUGCGGCUCUAAAGGUCUUUCGUGAUGAUAGAACUCUCUGUGGUCCCAUAUCAAUUUUCAAUUUGAUGCUUCUGUAUUCAUCUCUAUUACGAACGUUGACCAAGUGCGGGAGGAAUUCUGAUGUCAUGGAUGUACUUGAAGAGAUGGUUUUGUGUGGGAUUUGUCCGGAUAUUCAGACAUAUUCUGGAUUAAUGCAUCACUUUGCAUUGAAUGGGGACAUCAAAACAGUGCAGAAACUCUUUGCAAUGGUUAGGCAAAGUGGUGUGGAACCUGAUGGUUAUAUGUUUAAAGUACUGAUCCAAGGUUAUUGCAAAUGUGAGAGAGCUGCUCUUGCAUGGAGAGUUUUUGAAGACAUGAGGAAUUUAAAUUUGAUGCCUGAUCCUGUCACUAAAGAGCUGCUAGUAAAGAGUCUCUGGAAGGAAGGCAAGCGGAGAGAGGCUGCUGCUGUUGAAGAAAAUUGUGAGCAAACAAAAGUUCUUCCACUAACAUUGCGCGGUCACAAAUGGACGGUGAGCUCUGCAGAUCUCAGAAGGGUUUAUGAUAUUUAUUCAACAAGCUUUACAUCCACAGCUGGCUAGAGUUGUGAAUGUUUCUGCUAAACAAGCAAUUAUCUGCUUCAAAGCGGUAUACCAAGCAACUUUGUUAAUUUAAUUAUCAAUUAAAAAAAAUAUUAAAAAAAAAAUGAAGUUCGUUCAUGUUUUAUUGAAGUUGCUGCCAUUUUUUUUCUGGUAAUUUUUUGGAUUUGAAACUGAAUUUCACGUCUGCAAAGACUCUUUUGAUGAAAGAAAGAAAUUAAGAGAUGACUGCUUGUGGUUGCCUUAUAAUAGUUGGUGUAUUUAACCAAAGCCUGUUGCGAUACUUGAGUGUUAUCAGAUCUUGGGAAUUGGAAAGAUCUACCGCAAAGUGAAGCUGUUUUGUUGCUGUGGAAUCGAUUAAAUUACAUUGACUUAGUCAGCCUUGUGUUUAGGUUGUCAUCAAAGAAUAGAAGUGACCCCAAGAAAUGACUUCUUGUGCUUGUGAUAUAGUUAGUCUACUGAAUCAAAAGAGAUUAAAUCUGAUUGGGAUGCUUCCGCAGUUUUGAGUCUUGCAGACCUAUGCUAAAAUGAAUGCCCUUUCUGAAAACGAUGGGAGAUCAGUUGCACCCAAGCUGAUCAUUUGAGAGGCAGACGUGUGAUUCAGUUUUGUGGAUCAAACGUCAUUCUAAUACCUUGAUCUGGUGCCACCGUAUGGUAACAAUCAGAACUCUAUGAGCUGUAUGAAUCAUAGAUUAUCUUUUCCCUUUUUGUUUUUUGGAUAAGUAAAAUUAAAUCCCAGGUGAAGCCAUCAAGCUUUUUGGUUCUCAUGCGUCGGGUGGCUUACUUUUUAUAUAAAAUUUGUAGUGAACUAAUCUGAAGCUUUCCAAAGAUUGUCAGCAGAAAGGAAAGCAUUAUGGAUGAAUAAUGCGAUUAUGUAUUUUUCUUCAUGAUAGUGUACUAAGAACUCUAUAAACUACAGCAA